This is a messenger RNA of Neltuma alba, 835 nucleotides long. RefSeq names its product heavy metal-associated isoprenylated plant protein 28-like. Gene Ontology annotation, molecular function: metal ion binding. Bases 61 to 552 code for a protein of 163 amino acids. Lineage: Eukaryota; Viridiplantae; Streptophyta; Magnoliopsida; Fabales; Fabaceae. The record is from RefSeq and is a predicted model, not a curated record. The transcript has 3 exons.
UAGGAAGCUUAACACAUUUGCUUCCCAAGCGUUAAGCUCUCUUCAAUUCCAACUUUCAUCAUGACGAUAGUAGAGAUCAGCGUGAAUAUAGACUGCGAAGGUUGUGAACGCAAGAUAAAGAAGGCCCUUCAAAAGCUACCUGGAGUUGAUGAUGUCGACAUAGACAUGAGAAUGCAGAAGGUAACUGUGAUGGGAUGGGCAGAUCAAAACAAGGUUCUGAAGGCUGUGAGGAAGACUGGCAAGAAGGCAGAGCUGUGGCCAUAUCCAUAUGAACCAGAGUAUCACGGCUUCGUCCGCCAUUACUGCAACAAUAAUAACAACUACAGCUAUGAAUAUGACAAUGAUGAUGACGAUAAUGGAAGAAGAAGACGAAGAAGAAGAUCUGUUUCCAACUAUUAUUCUUCGUCUUCUUCUUACAACUAUUACAAGCAUGGGUAUAAUAAUGGAGACGACUUUGGGUACUACCAGAAGCCAAUUGGUUCAAUGGUGGUCAGUGAAAAGGCCAUGUCUGUGUUCAGUGAUGAAAACCCUCAUGCUUGUGCUAUAAUGUGACAUGUAUAUAUAUUCAGUUUCAUGAUGUGUUCUUUUUUUCCCCCCUUUUUUCGAAGAAUAAAUUAGGGUUUGCUUUUGUGUGUGAAAUGUAAAUAGAACCAUUUGGGAAGCAUCCAUGGAGCGGGAACAAGGUAAGCUAUAUAUAAUGCCAAUAGAUGUAGCGGAUUGCGUACGUUUAUGGUGGAUGUUUGAUUAAAUUCAUGUGUUAUUUGAUUGUUAAAAUGGUCAAUCUUGCAAGGAAAGCUUGUAAACACUAUACAAGUAAAGGUUAAAAAAACAAGCU